Molecule: messenger RNA, 2301 nt
Organism: Peniophora sp. CBMAI 1063
Lineage: Eukaryota; Fungi; Basidiomycota; Agaricomycetes; Russulales; Peniophoraceae
Source: the annotation of a GenBank genome assembly
AUGGUUUACAACGACGAUGGCGACGAAAGCGUGGACACUGGUGCAUACGUGUCAUCCUCCGGAGAACGAUCGCCACAGGCUCGAGUACACAAGGACGGCUGGGUUGCUUUAGAGAACUCAGGUGUAACGCCUCGCACUCAAGCGGGUAGGGCACCACGACCGCCAUUCAGACUUAGCACCGAGAUGCUCGUCGGCAAACAGAUGCUACUGCACUUCGGUGUGCUGGCAUUCUAUCUCAUGCUCUUCAUCGUCUGGCUGCUGGGUGCAGAGCAGAAGGUCGAAGUGAGCCUGGAAAGCGCUACGCAUCUUCAGACGGUCAUUAACUUGAUCAACCACAUCGUCAUGCUAUUAUUCUCUAUCGCCAUAGUCGCUGUCAUGCAGCCUAUCUCAACCCUUGCGAUCUUCGAUAACCUUCCUCAACCGCUCACGACGUUGUCCGACCGGAUGACGGCCUGGCAUGGGCUUGGAUCUUCCAUCGUCAAUCUGUGGCACAACUACCGUUUCAACGCGGCAUUCUUGGACGUCUUCUUGAUCACCGUCUACCUCGCGACUCUCUCGGGCCUCGGAAUCAGCUCGUCCUUCAUCUUCAAUGUCCCGACAGUCAACUCCACGGAGACUGUGUUCCGCCCCGCGCGGCCGGCUAGUAUCGCUCUAGAGGCGCUCUUGCCCCCCGGCUUGACCGACACACCAACAGACUUCUCCGACGUGACCUUCGAUUGGUAUAUGACCAGCAUGAGCCUUCAAGGCAACUCAUUCCUCAACGGCGGUCAGUCCUUCUGGGGCAUGGACGGGAGUCGCGCUAUGGUGUUCGACUCUUUGAGUGAGACCUUUUCACCUCCCCAUACUGGGUAUGCCGAUGUCAAUUACACGCGGUUCUAUUCAUCCUGUGGGAGCAUUCCACAUGCCUCUCUAUCGGCGACUGCAUUUGGCAACAUCAGCGCCGACUUCCGCCUGCCGAUUCUUCUCACGCUCAACUACACCCUCGGAUCUGAGCCGAUGACACUACACGAUACCAUGACUUUGUCCUUCGGAAACGCAUCCGAUGUAGCCAAUCAGUUGUGGUACCCAUCACGUACAUAUGUGCGCGUACCGGACAGUCGCGUCAUUCCGGGCAUCGGGAGAAACCUCAUCCUCUACAACAUCUACAACGGCAACGUCACCGGCCUGGCGCCAGUGCCCGGUAAUGGUAGUCGACCCAUCCUAGAUUCCCAAAAUUCAACAGGUCCCUCAUGGCCGCUUGUCGUGCAGCGCCCUGACGGGGCUCCCCCGCUCACUACGGGACUAAUGAUUCAAGCCAUCGGGUGCUCAGUGUAUACGGCCACCGGCCGGUCGAGAUUAGACGCUACCACAAACAUGUUGGACGUCAGUGCGGAUGCCUUCGAUGGCUUAGUGAACUGGUGUGACCCUGUUGCCGUACCCAGUUCCUGGGAAGCAGAUUGGCAACCCGACUUGACGAAGUCCACAAAACCGGAGGACAUGUGGGCGUCGAUGUUCCUGCCCAAUAACAUGGUAGGCCUGUGGCGCGAUCAACCUGUCCCUAUCGGGAACCAAUGGUCUUGCGUUGACUAUCUACCGGCGUUGGGUGCAAAUGGUACAGUCGAGAACCGAUGGAACCUGUCUCGUCUGCAGGAUAUGUAUCAGCAAUGUCACGUGCCUACGCUCAUAGAGAGCGUCUUGACAGAAGCUAUCACCGGCGACGAUCAGCCCUCCUAUAUCCCUUGGCUUGAAUGGGUCCUAGCAUAUACCACGGCCCUGACGAUGUGGUCCGCUACGGAUGUCCCCGGUACACUCAAAACAUAUACGACUACUGCAAGUAUUCGCCAGCAAUUCAGAUCGAUAGCUCGUUUGACCAUUGCACAGGGCCCUUAUUCGGAACGGGAUGUCAUUACACCCUCCUUUGACAUGAGGGUCACGCGUCAUAUUCUCGUGGGUCGUCUGUCGUUCAACGUUUACAUGUUGUUCGUUGGUAUGGCAUUGGCCAUUCUCAUGGUGGUGCUGGGAGCGUAUAUCCUGGGUACGACGGAUGCUUCCGGAAGACCCGCACCCAUCGACGACGUGACGUUACUGAGCUUGAUGACGCUGGAUAACUCUGCCAUAGCAACCCGCACGCAAUUUGCUGGAGUUCAAAGCGAUGGCGCAGAGGCACAGCGGCGUGCAGGAAUGUUCCUUGUCAAUGUUGAGAACCAUUUCGAUGGCGGUGGAAAGGAGGGCAUGGUGGACGACGGUACAACCGUGACCAAACCUGCUCGACUGGUGGUUGUCGAUUACGAGCACACUGAAGCGAGAAGAGAUAGAAUGUGA